This is a messenger RNA of Phytophthora nicotianae INRA-310, 1246 nucleotides long. RefSeq lists its product as hypothetical. Gene Ontology annotation, molecular function: serine-type endopeptidase activity. Gene Ontology annotation, cellular component: membrane. The transcript has a single exon. Bases 27 to 791 code for a protein of 254 amino acids. The record is from RefSeq and is a predicted model, not a curated record. Lineage: Eukaryota; Oomycota; Peronosporomycetes; Peronosporales; Peronosporaceae.
GUUUCCGUCAGUGAAUCGCGCAAAGAAUGCUCCCAAGCCGCUUGCUGACCCAGCGACGCCAGCGAUGGCAUCUCUCCACACACAACGGGCGCUAUCCUCGCUCCGUUCGCCGCACCACCCACCAGCAGCGCGCUCUUCGUCCUCCUCUUCCCCCAGAACCCUCAACGGAAUCCACCAGCGCUCUCCUGGCCCUCCUGGUGACUAUAGGCGGUAUCCAAGUGUGCUCGAGCCCCAUGGCGAGCUCGUUCGAGAGCGCUGCCUUCAUUACCAGAAAUUUUGAGACCUCGCGCAGCCAAGUGCAGCACGGUCGAGCUUACACUCUCAUCACGUCGACACUAUACACGCCUACAGCAAAUUUCGCUCUGUUAAACGUUCUGUGGCUCGUCAUCUCGGGUCGUCACGUAUGUCGAACACUGGGUAAUGCACCGUUCAUUGCUCUAUAUGCUGGCAGUGGAACACUCGCCAAUACGGUGUCGUUGGCAAUUGGGAGAGAGGUGACCGACGACCCGGUAUUUCCGAGGUUGCAACUGCCCGGGGGCGCAUCUUGUGCGGUGGACGCCGUUGUGACCCUGAAUGCACUGCUGUACCCGCCAUCAAGGGUGGCGCUGACGAGAAGAUGGAUGAGAUGGCCACUGUGGCUUUUCAGCGCCAUAUUUUUGACGCGGGAUGAGCGUGAACGUCCAUUUUGGCAGCCCAACAGUGCACCGCGUGAAAGUCAUUUUACGGGAGUGCUGUGUGGAUUGGCAACGUUUUUGGCAUUGAGACGACCGUCGCGUUAUAGAGUUAUUUGAGCGAGGGCUGGAGAAGAAUACUUUACUGUAAUGUGGUGAUUGAGUGUGGGAAAUAAGAAAUUCAAGGAGUUCCGUGGCUGUCGUAUGCAAAUUUAUGAAAGCACUUUCGAAGUCUUGAGAUCGUGAUGCCAAGAGGUGAUUGCACUUUUAUUCUGGGGGAAUAUAAGGGUAUACCGCCAGUCCUGUAAUGAAAAGCAAACCGAUGUGGCCAGAUUUCUUAUCAUCUUUAGGCAUUAUCCAGAAUUUGUACUAGCCUCGUCACCAAAAACUCGAAGCAGUCACCCGCUCGCUUCUUCUGAAGCUUGUUUCGAGGUGGUGCCGCUUGCAGCGAAAUACUGUCUUGCUUCUUCGAUAGCUGGAAGUAUAGCCCACGAAACUUUACCGUGCCACUUGUUUCCUUUAUACUGACAUUAUCAAUUCGAACGUUUUCGCGUGGACACGCUUCUAGCGUGACU